This is a messenger RNA of Chionomys nivalis (European snow vole), 1335 nucleotides long. Its product is annotated as zinc finger protein 844-like. The annotation marks the transcript as partial. Lineage: Eukaryota; Metazoa; Chordata; Mammalia; Rodentia; Cricetidae. The record is from RefSeq and is a predicted model, not a curated record. Gene Ontology annotation, biological process: regulation of DNA-templated transcription. The transcript is spliced from 4 exons.
AUGACAGAGAAUACAGUGACCUAUGAUGAUGUGCAUGUCAACUUCACUUGGGAAGAAUGGACUUUGCUGGAUCCUUCCCAGAAGAAUCUCUACAAAGAUGUGAUGGUGGAGACCUACAGAAACCUCACUACUAUAGGCAUGAAAGAACCCAUACUGGAGAAAAACUCUAUAAAUGUAAUCAAUGUUUUAAAACCUUUGCACAUCACAGUACUCUUCAAACACAUGAAAGAAGCCAUACUGGAGAGAAACCCUAUGAAUGUAACCAGUGUGGUAAAGCCUUUGCAUGUCACAGUCAUCUACAAAGGCAUGAAAGAACACAUACUGGAGAGAAACCCUAUGAAUGUAAUCAAUGUGGUAAAGCCUUUGCAUGUCACAAUUAUCUCCAAAAGCAUGAAAGAACUCAUACUGGAGAGAAACCAUAUGAAUGUAACCAGUGUGGUAAAGCCUUUGCACGUCACAGUCAUCUACAAAGUCAUGAAAGAACCCAUACUGGAGAGAAACCCUAUGAAUGUAAUCAUUGUGGUAAAGCCUUUGCAUGUCACAGUAACCUCCGAAAGCAUGAAAGAACCCAUACUGGAGAGAAACCCUAUGAAUGUAACCGGUGUGGUAAAGCCUUUGCAUGUCACAAUUAUCUCCAAAAGCAUGAAAGAACCCAUCCUGGAGAGAAACCCUAUGAAUGUAAUCAGUGUGGUAAAGCCUUUGCAUGUCACAAUUAUCUCCGAAAGCAUAAAAGAACCCAUACUGGAGAAAAACCCUAUGAAUGUAAUCAGUGUGGUAAAGCCUUUGCAUGUCACAGUGAUCUUCAAAGGCAUGAAAGAACCCAUACUGGGGAGAAACCCUAUGAAUGUAACCAGUGUGGUAAAGCCUUUGCACGUCACAGUAAUCUACAGAGUCAUGAAAGAAGCCAUACUGGAGAGAGGCCCUAUGAAUGUAAUCAAUGUGGUAAAGCCUUUGCACGUCACAGUCAUCUACAAAGUCAUGAAAGAACCCAUACUGGAGAGAAACCCUAUGAAUGUAACCAGUGUGGUAAAGCCUUUGCAUGUCACAGUAACUUCCGAAAGCAUAAAAGAACCCAUACUGGAGAAAAACUCUAUAAAUGUAAUCAAUGUUUUAAAACCUUUGCACAUCACAGUACUCUUCAAACACAUGAAAGAAGCCAUACUGGAGAGAAACCCUAUGAAUGCAACCAGUGUGGUAAAGCCUUUGCACGUCACAGUCAUCUACAAAGUCAUGAAGGAAGCCAUACUGGAGAGAGGCCCUAUGAAUGUAAUCAGUGUGGUAAAGCCAUUGCACAUCACAGUGAUCUUCAACAGCAUGAAAGAACCCAUACUGGAG